UCAGGCUGGAAGGCGAAAAAGAGCAAGAUGGCGGAGUGAGCGACGUGGCUUUUUCAGGGAAGUUUCGCAUUUGCGGUCUUACAGAUAUAUAGACUCAAAUACAGCAUCAGAUAUCGCAGGAUUUGUCUUUUCCAAAGCCCGUGGAACGGAAGUCGGGUUUGGAGCGAUGGAGUGUUAUCUGAAGUGAAGAUUGAAGACGUGAUAGAAGAUGGACGACUACUGCUAUGCUAAGAUGGCGACGUCCGCUAAAAGAGAACAUGAAAGAGAAUCAGCGCCACCAACUUCCAGCAAAUCACCAACGGAGAUAAAGACGAAAGAUGAAGACGUCCAGCAGCUGAUUGGUCAUCCAGAAGAACUUCCCCCUCAGUCGGGGGCGAGCUCCAUUUUGAAGCAGGAGAUCCCACAACCACCCCGCAUUAAAAAGGAAGAGGAGGAACUCUGGAUCACUCAGGAUGGAAAGUAUCUUCUAGGACCGCAGGAGGAUAAUCUCACCAAGUUGCCACUGACUGUUGUCUCUGUGAAGAUUAAAGAUGAUGAAGAGAAACCGCAACCAGACAACCUCUUAGCGCCACUAUCAGAUAGUGAGGCUGAAGACGAGGUUGAAGUAACUUUGAGCAGCGAUACAGACGGUGAAAGUGAUAUGAGGACUCACACUGACAACAAACACUCUGAAUGCUCUAAAAACAAGAGCGAUAAAAAUAGCUGUUCAGCUUCUUUAAAAAGGUUUACUAGAAAGAGUGAUUUGACCAAACAAAUGAGAACACCCACAGGAGACAAAACAUAUAAUUGUUUAGUUUGUAACAAAAGCUUUUCCCAAAAAAGCAAUUUGACAGAGCACAUGAGAACGCACACUGGAGAAAAACCAUUUAAUUGUUCGGUUUGCGGUAAAAGCUUUACUCUAAAAAUUAAUUUGACUCAACACAUGAGAACACACACAGGAGAAAAACCAUUUACUUGUUCAGUUUGUGGUAAAAGCUUUUCUCUAAAAGCGAAUUUGACUCAACACAUGAGAACGCACACAGGAGAAAAACCAUUUAAUUGUUCAUUCUGCAGUAAAAGCUUUUCCCAAAAGAAUGGUUUGACUGAACACCUGAAAACCCACACGGGAGAAAAACCAUUUAUGUGUUCAGUUUGCGGUAAAAGCUUUUCUCAAAAUAGCAGCUUGACCGAGCACAAAAGAACACACAUAGGAGAAAAAACGUUUAAUUGUACAGUUUGUUGUAAAACAUUUACUAACAAAAGCUAUUUGACUCAACAUAUGAGAACGCACACUGGUCAAAAAACAUAUAGUUGCUUAGUUUGUGGUAAAGGCUUUUGUCGAAACGGCGAAUUGACUCGACACAUGAUAACACACACAGGAGAAAAAACACUUAAUUGUUCAGUUUGUGGUAAAAGCUUUUGUCGAAGUGGGGAUUUGUUAAAACACAUGAGAACACACACAGGAGAAAAACCAUUUAAUUGUACAGUUUGUGGUAAAACCUUUUCUCAACAGAACAGUUUGACCGACCACGUAAGAACACACACGAGAGAAAAACCGUUUAGUUGCUCAGUGUGUGGCAAUAGCUUUUCUCAAAAGUGUAGUUUGGUACGACACAUGAGAACACAUUAAGUUGUUCAGUUUGCGGUGAAAAAUUCCAUCAUAAUGCAGAGGCUAUUAGACAUAUUAGAACUCACACAGGAGAAUAGUCAAUCAGCUGUGGGUUUUUUUUUUGUCCUAUACUUCUCAAAUGUGUUGACAUCCACCAAAGCCCAGGACCUCCUCACAAUAAGUUGUCUGAUUAUUUUACAAAUAUCCAUUGUCGAUGUACAAAGUGGGAUUAAAUGGAGCAUAAUCUAAUCUAUUUAUGAUCCUGCUUCUUCUGUGUAUCUGAAACUAAAGCGUAAUAUAGACGAUUUUUGUAGUGCUUGGUUACUCCUUCUUCAGACGAGACAGAGCUGAUGAGUCUUGCUGGGAAGGAAUUGUAGUCUUCUUCAGUGAUGCUUUUGCUGCUUUCAGAAUGUCUGACUUUGA
Entelurus aequoreus (snake pipefish) is the source of this 2011-nucleotide messenger RNA. RefSeq names its product zinc finger protein OZF-like. Gene Ontology annotation, cellular component: transcription regulator complex; PcG protein complex. Gene Ontology annotation, biological process: regulation of transcription by RNA polymerase II. The transcript has 2 exons. Bases 209 to 1609 code for a protein of 466 amino acids. Lineage: Eukaryota; Metazoa; Chordata; Actinopteri; Syngnathiformes; Syngnathidae. Gene Ontology annotation, molecular function: DNA-binding transcription factor activity, RNA polymerase II-specific; RNA polymerase II cis-regulatory region sequence-specific DNA binding. The record is from RefSeq and is a predicted model, not a curated record.